Molecule: messenger RNA, 291 nt
Organism: Pseudozyma hubeiensis SY62
Lineage: Eukaryota; Fungi; Basidiomycota; Ustilaginomycetes; Ustilaginales; Ustilaginaceae
Exons: 2
Coding region: 1-291 (96 amino acids)
Source: RefSeq, a predicted model, not a curated record
AUGAGCUUGAGUCGAGCUAUUAGGGUGUCCCCCGAGCACUACAGCGCCCUUGGGCUCGCGAUCCGUAGCAGAAGCCGUACGGUGACCACCCCGAAGCAGCGACGACAACCUACGGAAAUCGGAUUCUCGCACAUCCUCCCUCCAAUCGCAGAAUCUUUACCGCAUCGUAACAACCGGAUGGCUUCCUUCGACAGAGCGAUUGACUACCCAAGCUCACGACUUGACAUUAGCGCUUCCCGCUGCUUUCCUCCGUCUGGACCGGCUAGACGAGCCCUGCCGUACGUCGACUGA